AUUGCUGAGGGUGCGAGCCGGCGAGGACUUACCGGGAAUAACGAAUGACUUUCAAUAUUUUGUCUUCCGUUCUCCCCUCCGUCCUCACCAUUUCGGGCGCGUGCAGUGCAACAUCCGGGUACUUCACCGGUCUCUGUAGUUUUCUAACACAUCCGGGUACGGGCAGCGCACUGCGUUUUGCUUUACACGGACGGAAGUGAGGUAGUUGUAGUUGUAGAUGACUUUUCAGGGUCCGUGUUGAAAUUGUCGCCGCUGAAUACAUUUCCAAGUUGACCACACCAUAUUUCAACGACGACAUGACCACAGUGAGUUUCAUGGCGUCUUCGGGAAGGUCAUUCAUGCACACUUUGAGACCAUCUCCACCCCUUUUACCAGCUACUUCAUGGAUGGUGCAACGAUGUCUGCAGUCCACGCAGCCCGUCCGUGCAGCCCGACUGCCAUACAGGGUCAAAAUGUGUGCCGGGAAACGCUAUUCCUGGUGUGCAUGUGGACACAGCAAGAAACAGCCUUACUGCGACGGCGCUCACAAGACUAAAGCACCAGGCAUCUCUCCUCUCCGCUUCACUCCCAACAAAGACAAGACGGUCAUGCUGUGUGGCUGCAAGCAGACUAAAGAUGCUCCUUAUUGCGACGGCACACACAUUAAAGUCAUCUUCAGUGAUGUGGCUGAGGCAGUAAAAGGCGUGUUUAAAAGAAUAUGAUUUGCCAGGCACUGUC
Molecule: messenger RNA, 717 nt
Organism: Doryrhamphus excisus (bluestripe pipefish)
Lineage: Eukaryota; Metazoa; Chordata; Actinopteri; Syngnathiformes; Syngnathidae
Source: RefSeq, a predicted model, not a curated record